This is a messenger RNA of Hippocampus zosterae (dwarf seahorse), 4759 nucleotides long. RefSeq lists its product as uncharacterized. The transcript has 4 exons. Gene Ontology annotation, biological process: inhibitory postsynaptic potential. The record is from RefSeq and is a predicted model, not a curated record. Gene Ontology annotation, cellular component: postsynaptic density. Bases 426 to 3677 code for a protein of 1083 amino acids. NCBI's taxonomy places the organism in Eukaryota, Metazoa, Chordata, Actinopteri, Syngnathiformes, Syngnathidae.
AGGACUGUGAGGGCAAUAAUAGAAAGGGAGCGAAUGAGAGAGAAGAUGGAAGCAACUGGAGACCAAGAGUGUGUUGGAGGGCAGCAUACAGUAGCAUUUAGUUCCUGACGCGAGCAAAGAGAAGUACCAACAUAAAGUCCAGGUAGAUGAAAUUCGGAAUGGACUCUGUCUGAUCAAUAUGAUAUUGAGUCGGUCGGAAUUUGAAUGUUUGAAAACAGGGUUCACCUUGCAGGAGUAGAUACCUGCAAACAUCCUCUGAGUUUGAAUAGUUUUAAGCUGUACAUCCCCCGGACUCUGGAAGACAAUGAAGACAAAGCGCAAACUUAGUUCUUCGUAUGCAGACAUCCAUCAGACGUAUUUGAUGGUACACAAGCGAUCCUAAAGUCACCUUGAAUUGUGAAACGUUGCAAGCAAUCAGCCAGAGGAUGGGGAGACGAGCGGCUGACCUAACCACUACCGUACCAGUCCUGGGCGUCCCAGCCCUGGUUGGAGUGCGUAGCUGGAGGAAAACAGGAGGCGACACCACCGGAGGAGCGCAGCUGCAAACGUGGGGUCUUCAGAGCAGCAGCGUUGGCGUGCAAACAUCCCCGGGGAUAAGGAGAGCACCUUCAGAGCAGUGCGCACAGCUCAUGUAUAAACUGCACACGCAAUCAGCUCAUAGUGCCCGCACGACCAACAGCUACAUUACCAAGGAGUACAAAGAGAUACUACUGCUAACAAACAGUGGCAAGGCAAAGAGUGGGGACUUGAAAGGUAAAAAGGAAGUGUCUUUUCAAGAACUUGUAGAUGAGACCUCGGGGGAUGUUGCGUGCAAUCAGGAUCGUAAUUCCCGCACGCCUGGAACAAUCAGGGCCACCCCACAUUCUGCAAGGACUGCAACCAAAGUUUGUCCGGGGACAAAACCGACUGUCCGCUACGCUAACGGUAGUGUGGUUGAUUCAGAGGCAAUGGGUGGCAUCAGCAUUGAGAAUGGUGAAUCGAGCCCAACUCACGAAGGACGCCGAAAAAGAAUGCAGACGCAUUACACGGAAUCAAGAAAAAUGUUGCUGUUUUCUGCUCCCAAACAUUUUGGUGGAUCACAAAAAAUAUGCGACCAGUGUGGAGGCAGGCGAAGAGCAGGAGUGGAGAUUUUAGGGAAGAAAAUGCUUCCUCCGUCUGAUUGCCAAAGAGAGAAUCAAUUUCAUGCGGACCACGACGUGCUUCGCUUCAGCGAACGUCUUCAGUUGCCCCACAAUGAAACCGAUGUCCAACCAAGCAACCAUCAACUCCCUGAGAAUUCCCGUUCCAGUGAAAAAGAGACAAGCCCUCAACAAGGAUCACAUCUUCAAGAAACAUCAAGACAUGGAAAAAUACGACACCCUGCAUGUCCGGUCCAUUCAAUUAAAGGACGGUUUUUCGCGCACGGACAUUCCGUCGCCUCGACCGAUUCUCAGACCAUCCACACUAAUUCAGUCACUGUCACCGAAGCCACCAUUGAUACAAAAAAGGUUGAUACUGUCGACACUUUAACAAACAUACCUCUUGACACUAAAAUCCCCCAAAAAGGACUUGUCCCAUCCACUCCUCUUAUGGCCACAGCUACGAAAUCAAACCACCCGCACAUACAGACUCAUUCAAAUUUCCAUCAUAAUGCACUGCAAAAGGUGUGUGUAUCUGUGCAUGCCACGCAAGAAAACACCCCAUCUCAUUUGUACACAACAUCCAAAGGAAACGCAACAGGCACCAUCCCGAAAACUGUCCAAGCUUUCAAUACGACACUCAUGUCCACAAAACCUAACACAGCAUUUCCGCACCGUGAAAACAAACUCCAAAUAAAAAGAAAAGGCGACUCGCAAGUAUCACCGCCUAUCGGAUUAUCAGACCCCCAGAAAUCCGAAACGCAAGCCACGCCCAUAAAUCCAUCCCAUACAUCAGUCGCUCAAGCAAAAUUCAACUCAUACAGCAGCAUGGUGUUAACUUCCCCUGUCAACCCUAAUGUUAACUCAAAAGAAGCUACGAUUGCAUGUGGCACGCAUGAUCCGAAAACCCUGGAUGCAAAUAAACAACCCGUGUCCUCAAAUUCCGAAUUAACACAUUGUGGGAAGGCAACAUUUCAAAAUGAAUCUUGUGCAACGCUUGAUUCUACACUGGGGAUGUCAGCUCCCGUCUCCAUAACUACUAAUUAUGCUUUGUACAGAAACACAGCCCUGAGGAGCUCUUCAAAUAUUCACCCUUCAUCUACUUUAAAAGUCACCCAAACAAACUCUCGCGUGUCACAUAAUUCUUUGCUUAAAACAAGUAAUAUGUCACACGAACACAACCAAUCAAUUAAUCAUAACACAUUUCCCCGUCCUGACGAGCCUUGCCAAACACAAACAACUGACAUCACAUCCGAGCCCACUUCUGCACCUGCUGUCCCGAAUCAGAAAAACGUCUCAAAAACAGCUCAAGCAUUGCUCGGGGCGUCAAAUGUCUCGAAAAGCGAUCAUGUGUCAAUUGUGAGCCAAACCGUUCCAAACAGAACUGACAAUUCCAGCAAGUUGAAUAGUGAAUCGCAUCCUGGUGAAAAGCUAUCGAGCGGUGAUCUAAUCAAUGAUUUAAUCGGCAAUGGGUCAAAGCAACAUUCAGGAUGCGUAUCACAGGACGCAACCCCUCAAAGUAGCAUUUGCCCAAUUAAGUUCAACAGUUUGAGUCUGCGGGGUUGCAUAAAGGCAAAACAACAAACGGGUGAACAUUAUCAAGGAAGCACAGUAAUAGAACACAAGGGACAGUGUGUUACAUGCCCAACAGGAACAACAGCCCAGCAGAUGGAUUCAAAUACAGAAGAGUUUGCCUUGGGCGUCUCACCCAUGCAUGCAAACAGUCGGACUGACUCAAACGCAGAUAAACAGACGCAUCCAAAUUAUCCGACAGCCUCAAAAGGGAAACGUGAGCCCAUUAUCUCCACACUGCCAAACAGAAAUGCGCAUUCUGAUCUCAAGCACACGCGGAGUCUUGAGUCAAACAAAUCAGCAUUUCAACAAUCUCUCAAAGGGCCAAAGUUGUCUUUAAUUGCACCAGCGCUACGCUGCAGUGAGGGAGAACUUUGCACGCAUUGCAAUUCCGCAUCCCUCCGACGCCUGGGGUCCAGCGAGGCUGAGGCAAUCGUCAGCCGGGAUUCCAAACACGCCCCGAAGCGGGACACAGCGGACCUCAUCCUGGCCCAUUCCCACCCGAGUGAAGCAGCCCAGUUUCUGCUUUCUUCCCCUCAGUGCGGUAAAUCAGCAACCAUGCAACAUCGGCUUGAAAGUGUGGAGGCCAGUCUGGCAGCCAACAAGGACAGAAUCACGACUCUGCUGAACAUCAUCCAUGACCUGGAGGCCAACCACACUCCUGCCCCCGGUCAGCAGUACAACAAAACAGGACAGGACCUCAAAAACGGUUCCACUUGCCAAAAGACGGCUUGUAUUGUUUACAGCGUGGAGUAUGACUUCAGGCAACAGGAAAGGUGCUUCUUGGAGGUUCUUAAUCUACAUUUAACAAGAAGAAAUACUGCGAACCGUGUUUACCAAUCUCGCGCGCUGAACUUCAGUCUGCUCAGAAAAGCCGUGAAGAAUGUGAAGAAGUCAAAGAAGAAAAGCGAAAAGCUCUACAAAGUUCUGUUGAAGUGGCUGCCCAAGAAAAUGGCUUUUUUCACGGACACAAGACGUGCUAAUUGAAAGUGAAAUCAUCUUUGACCCUUUAUUCCUAUAAGAUGGAGUUUGUUUUUGAGUGUCAUGAUUUUCAUUUGCAUAUACAGUAUACUUUUGUUGAAAGCACAUAUUAAGUGUAUUUGAUUGACAGUCGACACCUAAGCGGGGCAUGGUUUCAGCACAUCCAGUGGACAUGCCCAUAGCGAUCGAGAGCAUGAACAAAAUUGCCUCAUUUUAUCGACUUGCCGCUGCCCGUUUGAGUCGCAGACGCGACUAAUGAGUCAUUUUGACGUCGGGGAACAACUGGCAGUGUUCCCCGGGGACGACGGAGGAAGGCAAAGACGGGCAGAUGGGGUUUACUGUCACUCCUCCUCCCAGGGUCAAGUGUCCUCUAGCGGGGGCUUUGGAGGAGCACUAAUCCACGAGAGAUGUGAGAGAUCAGCUUCUCUGGGAUGAAAAUGUGAUAUGACGGGCCAAAGAAAAAGAAGAGACACAAUGGGAGAAUUUUUCAGACGGAGAAAGUGAUCGCCUUGGGCCUUGGUGGUAGACUUUGAACUUGUUUAAUUUUAUGGGCCGGAAUGAAGAAUGCAAUCAGAGAUAUUUUCAUUCAUUCAUUUUAUUAUUGGGGCUCGUGUUUGUAUUGCUGCACCGUGCACUCGUUUGUUAUAUAUGGGUUAUCGGAGUAAAAUAUUCGAUUUUUGGGGUUGACCAUGUACAUUGCGCAUAGUUAGCUGGGAAAAGAUCCAACUCAUGAAUGGAUGGAUUUAUUAGAUGUGUUUGAUUAAAUUAAUACCUCAAUAAAUAGUCAAUAUUGAUAAAUUCAGCACCUUGUUUUAGAUUUCAUUUGAUUAUGCGCUGAGAAAAAAUGUGCGUGUGGAAUUUGUUCAACUUGAUUUCGUCAAGUGGCUGCACCAAAUAAAAUCAUCUGGAAUCAGAUGCAUUUUUUUUAAGUAGGCUAUACAUCGACUUAAAAAAAAUAUCUACAUUCAAGUGUUCGUCCACUCUUUCACCACAAUAGUAUAGAAUGUGCAAUAGGAUAGCAUACUGUAUAUGUGAAAACGCUUGGCCAGUUUGAGGAAUAAUGUCAGCACUUUCCAUCCUCUUUUUCA